Molecule: messenger RNA, 2862 nt
Organism: Mugil cephalus (flathead mullet)
Lineage: Eukaryota; Metazoa; Chordata; Actinopteri; Mugiliformes; Mugilidae
Product: zinc finger protein 813
Exons: 5
Coding region: 127-1884 (585 amino acids)
Biological process (GO): regulation of transcription by RNA polymerase II
Molecular function (GO): DNA-binding transcription factor activity, RNA polymerase II-specific; RNA polymerase II cis-regulatory region sequence-specific DNA binding
Source: RefSeq, a predicted model, not a curated record
CGUACUACGUGUGACACCACGAGCAACAAGAGGGAUCACGAGCGGGUUGAGUUGCAGCUUCCUCGGUUUAAUGACACGGCGUGUAUUCCAGUGUGUAGCCACUGUCACACGGCGCACGUCGUCAUCAUGUCGGACACGGACACCCUCUUUGCCACAUUUCAGACCCAGCUCUCUGAUGUGAUGGAGGCUGUGCUGAAAACGGCAAUGUUUAAGGUCACCAGGCUGGUGGAGGACGUCUUCUUGGAGGAGGUGAAGCGCCGGAGUCAGGAGGUGGCGACCCUCAGGAUGCAGCUGCACUGGACUGAGAGCAAAUUCAUUGACCAAGGAGGGAAAGAGGGAAGAAAAACUGGAAGGUGUGUGGACUGUGCAAGGGAUGAUGUGGAGCUGUCCGCUGAUGCUUUUGAAGAAAUGGCGGAAGGCCAGCAGGAUGAUGUGUUGAGGGGCUGUAGUGUGAAAAAAGAGGGAGAUACUGGUGAAAGAUGGAUAACGAGCUGCAGGCAAGACCUCAUAUCGGAGUCACAACAGGAGGCUGAAAAUCCUGCAGCCGACCAGAGCCCUGAAAGGAAGUCACAAUCACAUCAUGCAAGAGAAGAAGAAGAUGAAAUGGCAGCUGUGGACAUGAAGGAGGAAGAACCUCAGCCGUCUUAUUCUUCGUUGCAUUUGGGAGGGUGGAGCGGUACACUUGAUGACGAAGCAGGAUUCGAAUCGGACAGCUCUAGUGAAGUGACUGAAGCACAAGAAACAGACGAGGAAAUACUGAGGACUGUUGUUAAGCAAGACCCAGAAAUAUCUACUGCUUAUGGAUUUUCUGAAAGCAAUACACAGACAGCUACGGAUCAACUGCAAGCUUCAGCUUUGGAAAUUGAACAGAACAGUUGGGCAGGCCUGACUGUCACAGCAGCUGGAUUGCUGCAGAACCACAGACUUGGAGCAGAAACGGAGCGUGAUCCUGUCAAAAGCGAAGGUCCUGUAAAGUGCACAGAGUACGAGCUGUCUGACACUGCCAGAGCAGUUGUUCAGAUUGUUGCAAGCAGAGAUCAUAUCCCGUCUUCAGCAUCCCCUCAGGAAAGACUGCAACAUGGCAAUACGUUGGGUGUGACUAUUAAGGAGGAAGUUGUUGUUGGUUCUGAUGGGGAUGAGGAAAGCAAUCAUGUGGAAAAGAAAAUAACAAAGCCGGGGCUGGCGUGUUUCUCAAGUUCAGGAAGGCAGCAGAGGUUGAGUUCAUUAACACGUAGAUCAAACCACAUUUCCCAUAAAGCCACUCUGCAGGACGUUAUGAGGCUGCAUUCUAAAGUGGGUGCAGGCCACAGAUUGCAUGCAGCCAUACAUCAUGUCCACCGACCGAUGAAAAAGCCCGUUCACACAUUUGUAAAUAGCUCGUCUGCAUCUCUGGCCAUGGCUCGCUCUCAGGUUGGAAACUUAAAUCUCAACAGAAUUCCCUCCACAUCCAAAGCAGCUCCUACUCCUGCCGUCCAGCGAGUUCAACGACCAACUCAGUCCGGCAACAAACAAACUUCAGCGCUUCAUCGGACCGGUGUCCCGUGGGGCAGCAUCAGAUCCCACCAUCACUCUGCAAACUCUCCUCAGGGCGACGCCGCAGCCUAUCCAGACUCCCAUGCAGGCCCCAGGCACCUCCUGUGUUGUGGCCAGUGCGGCAAGUGUUUUCCCCACCCCAGCAACCUGAAGGCCCACCUGCAGACGCACACUGGCGAGCGGCCUUUCUGCUGCUCGCUCUGCGGCCGCAGCUUUACCAAGCUGAGCAACCUGAAAGCUCACAGACGUGUCCACACUGGAGAGAGGCCGUACUGCUGCUCGGCCUGUGGCAAAUGCUUCACUCAGAAGUGCAACCUGAAACGCCACCAGAGGAUCCAUCUGGAUGUAUGAUGAAGGACAGUUGGUGAAAAAGAGACUACUUUGGUGUGUGUGUGUGUGUGUGUGUGUUUUUGUCGUUGUUAAGAGUUUACAUUGCAGUCCAGUACUGUUUGCCUGAUGCAAUGCAAGACUGCCUCUGUGUACUCGUCUCAAUGUGAUUGUCCAAGAUUCUUCUGUGCAUUCCAGGAAGGUUCAUCUAGUAAUUUAUGAAGGUGUGUUGGUGUUAUUAAAGGUUGAAGUUUUGAGGUGUGUUACGCACAAUGAUAGUUCGGUUGCCACUUUUAGUCAAUAAAUGACUGUUAUGUGAAAAGUCAGGUUCUUCUGUUACAUUGACUGCAGUGUACAACCGUGGAUCAGGGCCUGCAUUUAUCAAAAGGAUUGUUCUUCAAAAAUGAUUCAAAUUUCCUUUCGAUUCAAUGAAACAGAACAUCAGAAUUAAUUUAAGAAGUAGUAGUAGUAGUUACACUGAAGCUGAAGUUCUCUGGGUCGAUCAGAGUAGUUUGGGAUGGUUUUAUGUGGUGACGUGGAGGUGACAGAGGAGUGACAGGGGUGUAGUCUUACAGCUUAUUCUGUUCACAACAAAACAUUUAGAUCGUGUAAUUGCCCCUGUUGUAAAAAAAAAACAUUUUGAAAGCAAAAUAACUGUAAAGGACAAACUGUUUAAGAUGAUUAAGGCAUUUGUUGAGAGGCAUACGUCACAUGUUUUGUUGCUCUGAUUGGUUAUAGUGUUUUUUGUUGUUUUUUUCCCCCCUCUCUAUCACUUGACCCCGUACUGAAAUCCUCAAAUUCUCCUUCACAAACGUUUGCAUUUAAUUCCAACAUUUAACAGGAUGCUUCUCAACUGUUUUAAGGAUUUUGGUUUUGGUUCAGCUUUUGAAAUUUCAAUUGGUUUAUCCCAAUUUAAUUGUUAAUUUAUUAUAUCAUAGCUCUUAACCACAAUCACAGAUAAAAUGUAGAAAAAAUAAAAGAAAUAAAAUUUCUUAACGUUUA